Molecule: messenger RNA, 480 nt
Organism: Ilex paraguariensis (yerba mate)
Lineage: Eukaryota; Viridiplantae; Streptophyta; Magnoliopsida; Aquifoliales; Aquifoliaceae
Source: the annotation of a GenBank genome assembly
AUGCCUCUACCAACAUCUCACUCCUACUUUGAUGGAUUGUCAACUUUCAAAGUUGGAUCCUUCAUUGGGCUGGCAGCCAAGAAAAGUGCUAAUGCACUUGCAGCAAGGGCCUGCAAUAUUUUUUUUGCCUUGGUGGAUUUAAGCAGUAGUUCUUCCAUUGCUUGUGAUCAGACAAUUACCUCCCACAUAACACUUGACCAAUAUGGACUGUCUACAACCUGGUACAUACUAAAGAAGAGGUUUGAUCGUGGUUCAUAUGGUGAAGUUUGGCUGGCUUUUCAUUGGAAUUGUUCCCGAGGCAGCAAUGCUUCGACUUUGAGUAUGAAAGAAAAAGAUCUUACAUCUAACACUAUGCAUCUUGGCGUAUGUGAUGAAAAUUUUCCAACAAACUCAUCUGCUUAUGAUAUUAAUGCUGGCGCUCCUGAUGACCACAUGUUCAUUUUGAAGCGUAUAAUGGACGCCAAUAAUGAGAUGUGUUGA